This is a messenger RNA of Anopheles funestus (African malaria mosquito), 5453 nucleotides long. RefSeq names its product epidermal growth factor receptor substrate 15-like 1 (gene Eps-15). The coding region runs from base 501 to 2918 and encodes 805 amino acids. The transcript is spliced from 11 exons. The record is from RefSeq and is a predicted model, not a curated record. Gene Ontology annotation, biological process: endosomal transport; endocytosis. Gene Ontology annotation, molecular function: calcium ion binding; cadherin binding. Gene Ontology annotation, cellular component: plasma membrane; cytoplasm; clathrin coat of coated pit. Lineage: Eukaryota; Metazoa; Arthropoda; Insecta; Diptera; Culicidae.
UAUUUGAGCAACCGUUUUGGACCGCUCUUCCCACCCACUAUGCACAGUUUGUAACGUCACUUUGACGUCCAUUUUUGACAGCAUGCUUUGUCUCAUUUAUGCACGCAUGCGAAAGCGAGACCAACGGUACAAAAUUACGGGAGAAGCUCGCUCGCAAGCUGUCAAAGAAGUUAAACGAGAGAAGGAAAAAAGUGCGUACAGUUGAAGCAGGAAACACUUUCCGUGUUCGUCCUAAAAUUCAUUGCUAGACGAUUGUUGUGCAGAAGCGAAGAAAACAAUCUUCAUCGCCAGCGAGAUAACUGCAUCAGUAUUAUUAUCUCGUCGUGUGUUUCGUCUUGCAUCUGGCCGUUUUGCAUACUGGAUGCACAUACAUUUCGGCAAGGCAGACACACGGAACAGGCGAGACGCGAGCAGCCAGAAAACAUACCACACCAAGCCCACCGAGAACCGAUCGAUUUCGAUUGCGCACUUUUUCACGUCCCACAGCAAACUCCAUCACAAUGACCGACAUUGUAAAGCUCGCAGGAGACCACAUCCUGAUAUACGAGGGUUACUAUAAACAGCUUGAUCCAAAAGAAACGAACGAAAUCGGUGCGCUUGCUGCAGCAAAAUUCCUCAAGAAAUCCGGCCUCAGUGAUGUCGUCCUCAGUCGCAUAUGGGAUUUAUCAGAUCCAACCGGAAAAGGCUACCUGACGAAGGAAGGAUUUUUCGUCUCACUCAAGCUGAUCGGUUUGGCACAGGAAGGUUCAGACAUUAGUCUCAAAAACAUCAACCAUGUUCUAUCGAAACCACCAAAGGUGGGUGAUCUACCAAAACCUCCAGCACAGGUAAAAUUGCUUCCAGCCGAAAGUACAGACUGGUCGAUGAAACCGGAAAAGCGACAACAGUACGAGCAACUGUUCGAUUCCCUCGGUCCCAUGAACGGAUUACUCCCGGGAGCGAAGGUCCGUGUGACGUUGAUGAACUCGAAGCUGCCGCUCGACACACUCGGCCGCAUCUGGGAUCUGGCGGAUCAGGAUCGGGACGGAAGCCUCGACAAACAUGAAUUCUGCGUGGCCAUGCAUCUGGUGUACGAAGCGCUGGAUAAGCGUGCCAUCCCGGCCAUAUUGCCACCUCAGUUACAGCGUAACUAUGGCACACAAACCGCACAGAAUGGUGCCGGUGGGUUCGAUGCGUUUGGCAGUGGUGCCGCAGACGGUGGUGGUUUUGUGGCAAACUUCCCGACCGACAUUGCACCGCCACCGGUCGUACCACCGCUGCCGGCUGCACUCACACGACCACCACCAAUGGCUGGAAACGCUCCUAUCAUUCCGCCCGUACCGAUGGUACCACUCGUUUCCGCAUCUGCGCCGAUUGAGGUGACCAGCUGGGUUGUGUCACCGCUUGAGCGUUGCAAGUACGAGGAGAUCUUCAACAAGAGUGACACCGAUCGGGAUGGUCUCGUGUCGGGUCUGGAAAUAAAGGAUGUCUUUCUGCAGUCGGGUGUGGCGCAGAACUUGCUCGCACACAUAUGGGCAUUGUGUGAUACGAACCAGUCGGGCAAGCUGAAGCUAGAAGAGUUCUGUCUAGCCAUGUGGUUCGUUGAUCGAGCCAAAAAGGGUAUCGAUCCGCCUCAGGCAUUGGCCCCGAACAUGGUACCGCCCAGUUUGCGGAAGAGUUCACUCAUCCAAGCGCAGGAACCACCUCAACCAACCUACAGCAAUCCGGAGUUGGAAAUGAUCUCCAAAGAAAUAGACGAGCUUGCAAAGGAGCGCCGUUUGCUGGAGCAAGAAGUUGCCCAGAAGGAGGCUGACGUGCGAAUUAAGAGCGGUGAAUUGCGCAGCCUGCAAAGCGAAUUGGACACGCUAACAGCAACGUUAAAGCAGCUGGAAAACCAAAAAGGUGAAGCACAGAAGCGUUUGGAUGACCUUAAGAAUCAGCAAGUAGAUGUAGAUCAAGCCUUGCUAGCGGUAGCGUGCAACAUUGACGAUGCUCGUCAACAGGUGAACAAAAUUCGCGAACAGUGCCAGAAGCAGGAAGCAACGCUCAAGGAGCAAGAAGGUGAGCUGGACUCGCGCCGUUCCGAGCUGCAGAAGCUGAGGGAUGAGGAGCAAUCGCUCGAGAAGGAGUACAACACCAGCACCAAAGAGGUCGACCGGUUGACAUCGCAGCUGCAGGACACGCAGCUAGAGAUCAGUCAGGUGAAGGCCAUGGUUACUCAAAUACAAGAGUACCAGCGUCAAAUGACGGACGCACUUUCGAUGUUCCGUUCGGCGAUCGAAUCGAACGAUCCGAUACUGGUGUCCGACUAUUCGCUCAAGAUUGAGCCGGAGUUCCGCGAAGCGAAACAGGCUCUGGAAGAGAAGGAGGUUGAGAACGCUAACAAGCGCGAUCCGUUCGGCGAUAACAGAGCGAACGGGUUCAGUGCCGGCGAGACGGAAACGGGCUUCGGGGAUGAUUUCAAGUCGAACGGUUUCACCACACAGUUCGAUGUCGGUUCGAAUGGAGGAUUUCACGGAACGGGCGGUGGAUUCGGGGACGACGGGUUUGGUGCGUUCGGUGCAAAAACAAAUGCUAGCAGCGGUGCAGAUCCGUUUGCAUCCGCUGGUGCCGAUCCGUUCGGUGAACGGAAAGGUAGUGCAGCAGAGCCCGCCAAAGAUGAGUUCGGAUGCGAUCCGUUUGCUAUACUGCAUGCUCCGACCACUGCCGGUCAAGCUCUGACACCUAGUCCCAGCAAAUCCGUUGCACCACCGCGUCCAGAAUCGCCUAGCCCAGCCCUGCCACCGAAGAAAGCUAAGCAGCCACCACCGCGACCGGCACCGCCACGACCAAUGCAGGGCCCUACGCCUACCAAACCUGCACCACCGGCGUCGGAUGCAUUCGGUGAUAGUAGCGGCGGUGGCAGCUUUGCCAAUUUUGCCGACUUCGACAAUAAGUGAAUAUCAUCCGAUAAUAGUACUAAAGAGACUAACAAAUAACCAAAAACUGAAGUGGAAGACGAACAUAAACGAAACAAAAAAGACCCGUAGUGUACCAUCCGCGUAUAUCGUCUAAAAUACUCGAAUCCGUUGCACGAACGCGCUCCAUCCAAUGCACGAACAUCUUACAGCAAACUGCAAAAAGAAAGCCACAUUGCAAUUAGUCUAUUUAUGCGAUGCUUAACGAAAGCUACUAACCUUUUCACUGUUGCAAGCAGCAGAGCAGUGUUCAUGCGUGUGGUUAAAAAACAUACCAGUUAAAGGAACAAAAAACAAACACCCCAAGAUGUUCUAUAUUUUGUGUUUAACUAAUAUGUUAAUCGACCUUCCUAAUAAUAUCGUACCGGCAUCGCGUGCGAUGUACAUAGAGAUAGAGAGUUUUAAUAUUGUGCAUCGAAUCAAAUCGCACCGCACUGUCGUUCCGUAACGUGCAAAUUGUGCUGAAAUUUAAAUUAAACAAAAAAAAUUACUUCAUCCAAGUACUAAUUUCCUUCCCGUGUGGAGGACGUUUGCAUAGUGCUAGUACUGAAUUCUAUGAACUUUAUCGCUAAAACUAUCAAAACUAUGUACCGUAUGACGAUGAUGGUGGUGUGUAUAUUCUAUUCGUAUUGUUUUGCUGUUUAUUGUUAAACUUUAAUCAAAAAAGUGACUAAUCAUGGAUUUAGUAAAAAAUGACCACUAUUUAAACUAGCGACGAUCGAUCGUAGAUGAAAGUAAAUGAAGCAUUAUGGAUAGAUAUACAAGCAUUAUAUUUACCACGGAUCGUGGCGAUUAGAUGUAACGUUAAAGAAAUUCUCUUGGCAUAUACCAACUGUAGCUUACAUAGAAGGUAAACAUUCCCAGGACGCUUUCACUGAAUGUUUUUAUUAAUUUUAUUUUGUUUAUAUUAAACCAUAAAUGAAUGCCUUAGCAGCGCAUUUCUAAUUCGAAACAUGCGGAUAACAAAUACCUACAAUCGAAACGCCUAGUAGUUAUCUAAUCGUAUUUGUUCAUGUCACUCAUGUAUCACUAAUGUGCUGUGGAAGGUCAGUUUAAUUGCAACGGAUUUGGUUUUUGUAUACCUAUACCAAUGUGCUGCAUGUUUCGGGUAGGGAUAUUAUUUUGCAUUUGCAUUAUGUGGCCAUUAAUGGUAGAGAAUUGAUUACACAUCACGUUACCCAGAUGCGAAUUGGAACAAAUGAUGUUGAAGAGAAUUUGUUUUUUUUUUACAUUUAAAUUGCACAGCACUGUUGUUCUUUUCGCUUUUAGUAAACAUUGUUAAACAGUAAAUCGAAUUGUAGCAAUUAUUUAAUGCAAGUGAGCCAUCAUACAGUGUAUGCAGCAUGUUCAUAAAUGGCUUUGAAUUUUCCAUUUCGCCAAAAGUCACUUCUAAAUAGGGCGUGUUUAAGUUAUUCAAUGCUAUGCACACGUAACGAUGAACUGUAUGAAGUAAAAGUAAUCAUCGAUUUACUGCAAAUAAAUUAGAACUAUUUACUCUAUAAUAAAAACACACUUAAGAUAGUAUCGUUCGUGGGCAUUCGUACGGACACGUUCAGUGAAGUUAAAGAUUAUGUCUGGCGGGGAAAAAAAUAUAUUGUUAAUGUGCGAUAAUAAACUCCAUAGUAUGGUGAACUUCAUCUAAUUAACAAUUACUAGGCAAUGGAUACAAAUUAAUACGUUUAACCUUUAGCUAAACUGAUGGCAGAACGAUUUACAGUAUAUGCUCAAUCAAAAUUUUUAUUUUUCAUUUAUCUAAUAUUAUUUUUUUCUGCUGUACACCUUUCUACCAUUACUUUGAAUGUUGAAUUUCUCCCAAGAGAAAACCUAAAUUCUUUGGAGCUUAUCCAAUUUUUGAUAGCCUCAUAGUUGACUCGUUGACAAGUCCGUGGAAGGAAAUAGAUAAUAAUUUGAAGGUUUCAUGUCUUAUCUAGAAGGGUAUGAAAAAUGUGAUUAAAUAUCGUUUUUGGAUUGGUUAAGAGAUUUUACUUUUCUCUUCUCUGGUCAGCUGUUGUCUGGCUGUUUCAAUACCUUGGGCAGCUCAUAAUAGAAAAUUCGCAAUGAUUCCAUCAUAUGUACAGCAGCACUUUCUUAUAAAUACAAUUGUUUUGGAAUUAAAACGCUACAAAUCGCUUCGACAUAAAUUAAUUUUUUGUUCUAUAAUCUCUCUAGAAAACGAUCGCUUUUGUUGAAUAAUAAUUUCUUUAGUGCACACAUAAUGCAAUUGUCUUUCGGCAGUUCUGCAAGGACUGUAUAGUCAUAUCACAAGCAGAUAGUCCCGGCCACAACGUACGUUCUGUUCUGGUUUGUAACAAUCACUUUAGUAAACCAUCGUUAGUAUAUACCAUGUGUAUUGUAGCAUUGUUAUAUUGCCAUUUCACGUCAAGCGCGUCGUAAAGCAUCGAAUGAACAAAUCAUAUUUUUCACAUAGUUUACCAAAUAAGCGUUCAACACUAGACUAAUAUUACCUAGGAUCGGACGAAACAAAAUACAGAUAAUAACGUAAAGCACACACCCGUA